CCAGAGCCCGGUAAAAGUAGCUGAUUGGCUGCUGUUCUCACAGCCAAAACACAACAGAAAUUAUUCUAGCUACGAACGGUGAAGUACAGACAGAAUCAUGAGUCUCAGAAAGCAGACCCCCAGUGACUUUCUGAAGCAGAUCAUUGGCAGACCAGUUGUGGUCAAGCUCAACUCUGGAGUGGAUUACAGAGGUGUCCUAGCCUGUCUGGAUGGCUAUAUGAACAUUGCAGUGGAGCAGACAGAGGAGUAUGUCAAUGGCCAGCUGAAGAACAAGUAUGGUGACGCCUUCCUGAGAGGAAACAAUGUGUUAUACAUCAGCACCCAGAAGAGGAAGAUGUGAUGCAGAGGAUUUGUCCCUUUUUUAUUUUUAACCCUGACGUUGUUCCAGUUGAUUAUGUUGUAUGAGAACAUUGUUGUUCGUAUUGUUUAAUGUCUCUGAGCUGAAGAGUGUUUCGAUUUUUGUAAAAAGGAGAACAAUCCAAUAAAUGUUUUUGGAAGUUUAA
Messenger RNA from Salvelinus namaycush (lake trout), 503 nucleotides. RefSeq names its product LSM6 homolog, U6 small nuclear RNA and mRNA degradation associated (gene lsm6). Gene Ontology annotation, biological process: mRNA splicing, via spliceosome; maturation of SSU-rRNA. The transcript is spliced from 4 exons. The record is from RefSeq and is a predicted model, not a curated record. Gene Ontology annotation, molecular function: RNA binding. Lineage: Eukaryota; Metazoa; Chordata; Actinopteri; Salmoniformes; Salmonidae. Gene Ontology annotation, cellular component: U4/U6 x U5 tri-snRNP complex; sno(s)RNA-containing ribonucleoprotein complex; U6 snRNP. The coding region runs from base 98 to 340 and encodes 80 amino acids.